CAUAUAGUUGCCUUCCAAGCAAUGUCAUUAUCACAAGUGCAUUGCACAUGCUUGGUCAUGAUAGUCCAAAAAAGCAAAAGAUGGCUUUUCUUUUCUUAUUAGCUCCCUGCUGAAACAACAUUGCAGCGGCAAGCAUGCUAGGGCGGUACAUCUGCUAUUGUUGAAGCAAGGCUUGUAGCAUUAGGAAUUGUUGUUGUUGUUGCUAUCAUCCUCUCCGACGGUGCAGUCCUUGCAGAAACAACCUUGCAACUGCUCCAAAUGUUAGUCAAGAGGAGAGCUUCCUCCUAACUGCACCAAUCCGAGGAGAGACGCUGUGCUUGUCAUCAAAGAUCUUGAGCUAGCCAGCAAGAAGGACGUCUUCAUCAACACUCCGCAACAUUGAGCAGCACACAAUGCAACCACCCUCAGGAUGCAAGCAGACUCAUUGCCUUAGGACAGACAGACUUUGGGCUGAAAAUAGCCUCCUCUAGAAGAUCUGGACAACCCAACCUGAAACCUACAGCAGGCUUCAAAGUCAUCAUUGAGAAACUCCAAACUAUUGCCCAACAAGAAAUUCACCCUUCCUUUCUUUAAACAACUGCAGAUCCAACAUGCCUUCCCACACUCUUUUAAGUGCCGCCCCUCCUCCCCUAGGGACACCAAAAUAACCCAGAUCCAAACAAGGAAAGCAUUAGAACAAUAAAGUUGCUAUUCCACAAUCUCCCCAUAGUGGAGGUGCCAAAAUCCAUUUCUAAAUUACCCUCGAACUCUCAACCUGUAAAGGAAUGACGUGUACUUCUCUUUUUGCAAAAUGGACGUGAUGAUUUGUGGCUUGCAGCUGAGCCAAUUCUGAUGCAGAGAACCGUUGGCUGUAAGCUUGGCUACUUCAUGCGCUAAGGCAUUCCCUUCUCUAGGAGCCCAGCUAAAGGCGAGGUAGCCGCUAUUUUAGAGUUAGAGGCUGUGAGAAGGUUACCAACGUGGUCUCUGAAAACAGCUGCUGUUGCACCUCCAUGAAGCACUUCAAGGAACGCUGCAUCAACAUUACACUUAACCCAUCCUGGCGGAGGCGGUCUCCAGGGUCAGGCUAUUCUAUGAUGAUUACCAUGACUUCCAACACACAUAGUGGCCCGGUGCAACUGCAACCACUGGACACGACGGUCUCAUAAGCAACGAUUGAAGUAACAGGAAGCAAAGAACGACACAAGGGUAGGGUAGGGUAGGGUAGGUCAGAAAAACAUAUGUAAUUGGUUAUUGGUGUAUGUGGUGCAUGCAUCAUAGUAAUUAGUAACACAUGUUAUCUACACCUAUGGUAAAUUGGAUGGGGUCCAAAUGUUAAAGUCCACACAUGCUUUCUACAAGUAAAAUAAAAAUGAAGAGAGAGAAAAGUUUGCAGGCAUGUAUGUAAGCGUGUUAAUCAUGCAUUAUUUAUACUGCGAGUGAGAAGUGAGAACCCCACUAUGUGUCAGAAAUAUCAAUUCAUGCAACACUCUCUUCUCCAUAACUCCUCCGAAUGCCAUCACUUUUCUUCUUUCUCUUCCAAUGGAGCUGCAAUUGAAGAAAACCGCCCUUUCAAGAAGCUGGAUUUUGCUCGACAAGGAUGGCACAGGCACCAUACUGGAUGUGGACAAGUAUGCUAUCAUGCGCAUGGUUGAGAUUCACGCUAGGGACCUUCGAAUUCUCGACCCUCUCCUCUCAUAUCCUUCAGCCAUUCUCGGCAGAGAGAAAGUCAUUGUUCUCAAUUUAGAGCACAUAAAGGCGAUUAUCACUGCACAAGAGGUGCUUCUUAGGGAUCCAAUGGACGAUGAUAUUCUGCCGAUUGUUGAAGAAUUUCGAAGGCGGUUACCCAAAUCAACCGGGGAUGAAGAACCAUCUGCUCAAGACCGUGAAGGAGGUGGAGAAGGGCAAGAUAACGAAUUUCCGUUUGAGUUCCGAGCAUUGGAAGUUGCAUUGGAAGCAAUUUGCAGUUUCCUUGAUGCAAGAACAAUCGAGUUAGAGACUGCUGCUUAUCCAGCUUUGGAUGAACUCACAUCUCAGAUUAGCAGUCGUAAUUUGGAUAGAGUGCGGAAACUGAAGAGUGCAAUGACAAGGUUGACUAAUCGAGUUCAGAAGAUAAGAGAUGAACUAGAAAACCUACUUGAUGAUGAUGAUGACAUGGCUGAUCUUUACUUAUCAAAAAAGUUGGCUAAUUUAUCUUCUCCUGCAAGUAGUUUUGGUGCUCCAAACUGGCUUCUUAGCUCUCCAAAUCCAGAUUCAAAGAUUCACAGAUCAAGCAAAGCGAGUACAGCAACCUCAGUUCAAGUGGAGAAUGAUGUUGAGGAUCUUGAAAUGUUACUUGAGGCAUAUUUCACCCAAAUCGACGGCACAUUGAAUAAAUUGAACACAUUGCGUGAAUAUAUUGAUGACACAGAAGAUUAUAUCAACAUACAGCUUGACAGUCACAGAAAUCAACUGAUUCAGCUAGAGUUGUUCCUUAGCUCGGGGACUGUGUGUCUGUCCAUAUAUUCAUUGGUAGGAGCAAUAUUUGGUAUGAACAUUCCAUAUACAUGGAAAGAUGGUCACGGAUACAUGUUUAAAUGGGUGGUGAUGCUUGGGGGAAUGGUUAGUGCAUCUUUGUUUUUAAGCAUAGUAACUUAUGCCCGACGCAAAGGACUUGUGGGGUCUUGAAACGCAUAGAGAUUCGUUCAUGUUGGAAGCUGAAAUCCAUGCGUGCACCCAAACAAUUUUUUGUAUCAUGUCAUCCAAGUAAUUGUUCAAUCUUUUCUCUCUCUCAAAAGCUGCUAUCUAUCUAGCAAGUGGGGACUUAUUUUAUUUUAUUUUUUUGAUUGGAGCAAUUGACAAGUUGUAUAUGAUUGUUGAUGAAUUAGCAAUUAAAUUAGAUAAAGUGCAGUCCAAUAAUCUAAGAGUAUAUAUUUUACCUA
This is a messenger RNA of Arachis ipaensis, 2897 nucleotides long. Its product is annotated as magnesium transporter MRS2-I. Gene Ontology annotation, biological process: magnesium ion transport. The record is from RefSeq and is a predicted model, not a curated record. Gene Ontology annotation, molecular function: magnesium ion transmembrane transporter activity. NCBI's taxonomy places the organism in Eukaryota, Viridiplantae, Streptophyta, Magnoliopsida, Fabales, Fabaceae.